Molecule: messenger RNA, 1425 nt
Organism: Gastrolobium bilobum
Lineage: Eukaryota; Viridiplantae; Streptophyta; Magnoliopsida; Fabales; Fabaceae
Exons: 7
Coding region: 1-1425 (474 amino acids)
Molecular function (GO): zinc ion binding
Source: RefSeq, a predicted model, not a curated record
AUGAGUUCGAAUUCUGAUUUUAUUCGUGUUGUUCUAUAUUAUAAUGGUAGGAAAGUGGAAGGUCGUCGUAGUGUUAUUUUUGUAGGCGAGAAAAGGCCACCACAUAUUAAGCGAAACUCAACCGUUGAGGAACUGCAUCAGAAAAUUCGCCAAAAAUUAUGUCUCAAAGAUAACAAAUCGAUCACUCUAGUCACGACAAGAUUAUGGCAAUCUGAACAAUACAUUAGUUUGCAAGUGGUGGAUGACGAAGACGUAGAUAUGUUUAACAUGUCUGAGGAAGAUGAACAUGACCCUACCUGGGUUAUGGAUGACGACUAUGACGAUGACGAUGAGGAAAAUAUCGCAAUGGAGGACAUUUUCUUGCAGAGAUGCAAGUUACGAAAAUGGGGUGGUGAUCACAAUUGUUUGAAUGACCAUAUUUCUCAAGAUCAUAGACAACUUAAUUCUGACAUGAUUGCAUCACUUACAGUAGAGACGAUAAAAAAGAAACCAUCAGUCUCAACUGCACUGGUUCAAGAGAGGAUCACUCAUUCUUAUGGAUUCAAAGUUUCAUAUAGAAAGGCAUGGUAUGCGAAGCAGAAAGCAAUGGCAAUGUUGUAUGGUGAUUGGGAGGAAUCACAGUGUUGCGAGGCAUUUAAUAUUUGCAAACCAAUGAUACAAAUUGAUGGCAUUCAUUUAUACGAAAAAUAUAAGGGAAAGUUGUUGAUUGCCACGGCUCAGGAUGGAAAUAAUGAAUGUUUGCCACUUGCAUUUGCCAUUGUUGAUGCUGUAGAGAAUCAUCCUGGUUUGCUGCCACCGCAUGCGUUUAAUGUGUAUUGCCUUCGAUAUAUUGCUAGCAAUUUUAAUCAACGGUUUAUAAAUGACAAAUUGAAGGCAGCAUUGAUAAAUAUAGGAUAUGCUCCUUGUAUGGUGGAUUUUGAGAGAGCGCUUGCACGAAUUCGUGACACCAGUUCUCAGGUUGCGGAUUGGAUUGAUGGCAUUCCAAAGAAAAAGUGGUCGCGCGCACAUAACGUUGAGGGACGACGAUAUGGGCAUAUGACAACAAACCUGUCACAAUCCGUAAAUAGAGUGUUAAAGGGGGCAAGAAAUAUGCCAAUUACUGGAUUGGUUAAGCACAUGUAUAGUAGAUUGGUUCAUUAUUUCGCGCAAAAAGUUCAAUCGGCAUCUCAACAAGUUCAAUCUGAUCAUAGUUAUUGCAAAAAUGUGAUUGACUCGUUGACACAUAAUGAGUCUGUGGCUAUAAUGCAUAAUGUUCGUAUCUAUAAUGUUGAAGAAACUGUAUUUGAGGUUGAUGCAGGGUGGAAAAGGUCGUAUUCUGUCAACCUUCGAGAGCGAUCAUGCCAAUGUAGACAAUUUAAAGCAUUUAAAUAUCCAUAUAGUCACGCCGCAACUGCGGCCUUACACAUUCGUCGGAACCCUCGUUAA